Molecule: messenger RNA, 2154 nt
Organism: Biomphalaria glabrata
Lineage: Eukaryota; Metazoa; Mollusca; Gastropoda; Planorbidae
Product: N(6)-adenine-specific methyltransferase METTL4-like
Exons: 11
Coding region: 393-1790 (465 amino acids)
Cellular component (GO): nucleus; RNA N6-methyladenosine methyltransferase complex
Molecular function (GO): methyltransferase activity
Source: RefSeq, a predicted model, not a curated record
UAUACUUCGCACUCUAAAUCUUCAACUAAAUUAAACUUUAAGCUCACUACUUUUUGUCACUAGACUCUAAAAUCUAGAUUUAAUAGAAAACUGAUUUAAAGAGAAAAAAAAAAAGAUUUUACCCCUUAAAGUAAUUAGGUCUAAUAGAUAUUUAUAGAUCUAGCCCCUAGGCAUAAGAUAAGUAGUCCCACAGCGUAAUGAAGACUAACUAAAAUUGCCAGAAGUAAUCUUAAUUAAUUGACUUAAAAGUGCUGGAUUGAUUCCUGAAUUAACAUGUGACAUGUUAUUUGUUAAUCUGAUACUACACUGUAGAUAGAUCUAGACUCUACUUAUUUCCACCCCAGACUCUAGCCCCUAGGCUCUUGCCUACUUGGCUACAUUCAAAAGUCCUAAUGUCUGUGGUUUGUCAAAUAAAAGAUGCAGCAUUGCUUGAUCAUUGUGGCAUCACUGAGAAAUGGUUUCACUUGAGAAAUGAGAUAAGUUCAAGAGAAAAUCAGUUUGAGAAAAUUUUAUCUCAAACAGGGGAUAUUGUCAAUACUUCAAAACAUGAAGAUUGUUCAAGUUUGUCGCAGACUGGAAAUGUAAAUAACUACAGAAUGAAAAGUGAUUUAUUUGCAAUUGAAUUUCCCUUUAUGAUGGACAGUCAAGUGAAGAGACUCUCUUCAAGUCAAGCCUCACAUGAUAAGAUUUUUUUAAAAGAAAGUUCAGCAGAUAGAAAGAGGAAAAGAAAGAAACAGAGAAGGAUCAACACAAAUGCCGAUGUAAAGUUUAUUUCAGAUUUGAAAACAUCUUUGUCAGAUUUGAUAACUCUUUCUCGAAAUGAAAGUUAUCUCACUCAAGACACAGAACCCUAUCAAAGAAAUGAUUUGGCUAAAUCAGCAUCUCAGAUUCAUGGAUGUGGAGAUUUAUUUCAACUUCUGUGUGAAAACUUAGACAUGCAUUUAAAUACCGGUAGUCAUUAUAAUGAAACUGUACCACAUGACCUCAACCUGGGUGACCAGUUUCACUAUAGUGCAAAGAGUUUGGUUGGGGUUUGUGUGCGAAAUGAAGAUUGUAAACUUGUCAAAGUUGGGCAUGAUGAGUUUCUUAUACCUAAAAGAUGUUCUUUUUUGACAUCUAGUUUUGACUACUUUAUCUCUAGAGGCUAUCAACAAAUGAUAACUUCACAAGGCUUUGAUCUACUUGUCAUUGAUCCUCCAUGGCCAAAUAAAUCUGUUAAAAGGAAGAAAAGUUAUGCUACUUUCAAUGAACUAAAUCUCAAGUCAUUACCAGUUCACCAGCUGGGCAAAGAUGGCGGUUUGAUUUGUAUCUGGGUAACAAAUAAAGAACAGCUGAUCAACUUUGUGAAAGAUGAACUCUUCCCUCAUUGGUGUGUCGAAUGGAUUGCUGAUUGGUUUUGGAUGAAGGUGACAAAGAGUGGUGUGCCUGUUUGUGAUAUAAAUUCUUCGCACAAGAAGCCUUAUGAGCAAUUAAUUAUUGGCAGGUGUAAUUUAUCAGCUGGACAAGUUGUGACUAGGAUUCAUAAGACAUUGAAUAACCAACUUGUUGAGAAACAAAGAGAGAAAGAAAUGUCACCAGCAAGGCUCCCACAGAAUUUUCUGAUAGUUUCUGUACCUUGUUCACUGCAUUCCAAAAAGCCGCCACUUUCAGAUGUGUUUUCACCAUACUUACCUCCAAAUCCAAACUGCAUUGAAUUGUUUGCCAGGAAUUUAGUGCCAGAAUGGUCAAGUUGGGGAAAUGAGCCUUUACGACAUCAGCAUUCAGACUACUUUGAACCUGUCUUGGAAUAGUUUGUCACUCUGUGGAGAAUGUCUUGGAAUAGUUUGUCACUCUGUGGAGAAUGUCUUGGAAUAGUUUGUCACUCUGUGGAGAAUGUCUUGGAAUAGUUUGUCACUCUGUGGAGAAUGUCUUGGAAUAGUUUGUCACUCUGUGGAGAAUGUCUUGGAAUAGUUUGUCACUCUGUGGAGAAUGUCUUGGAAUAGUUUGUCACUCUGUGGAGAAUGUCUUGGAAUAGUUUGUUACUCUGUGGAGAAUGUCUUGGAAUAGUUUGUCACUCUGUGGAGAAUGUCUUGGAAUAGUUUGUCACUCUGUGGAGAAUGGGCUUAUAAAUAAUUUGUAUGUAAUAAACUGUAAAAUAAAAAUUCUUUAUGUGAA